Molecule: messenger RNA, 2463 nt
Organism: Rhizopus microsporus ATCC 52813
Lineage: Eukaryota; Fungi; Mucoromycota; Mucoromycetes; Mucorales; Rhizopodaceae
Product: glycosyl transferase
Exons: 1
Coding region: 1-2463 (820 amino acids)
Biological process (GO): glycogen catabolic process
Cellular component (GO): cytoplasm
Molecular function (GO): pyridoxal phosphate binding; glycogen phosphorylase activity
Source: RefSeq, a predicted model, not a curated record
AUGACAUCAAAGGAAAAUGAUCCAGAGUCUAUCAAGAAAGAUAUUGUCCAUCAUGCUGUGGAGACCUUGUGUCGCGGUCCUAGUAAUUUGGAUAAAUUAGCGAUUUAUCAAGCGACGGCUUUAGCUGUACGUGAUCGUAUCUUGGAGGAAUGGAAUCUCACAGAAGAAAUCAUGCGAGAACAAAAUCCCAAGCGGUGCUAUUACUUGUCUAUGGAAUUUUUAAUUGGCCGUGCACUGGACAAUGCACUUCUCUGUCUCAAGGCAAAGGAUGCUUAUAAAAAGAGUGUGCAGGAUCUAGGAUUCAGUCUUGAGGAGUUGCUUGAUCAAGAAAGAGAUGCUGCUUUAGGUAAUGGCGGCCUUGGUCGCCUUGCCGCAUGCUACAUGGAUGCAGCUGCCACUUUGGAUUAUCCUACUUGGGGGUAUGGAUUACGUUAUCAGUAUGGUAUCUUUAAGCAGCUGAUUAAUAAGGAGGGAUAUCAAACAGAGAUGCCAGAUUACUGGCUUGAUCCAACUGUUAACCCAUGGGAAUUUCCAAGGAACGACGUGUCUUAUGAGGUUCAGUUCUAUGGUUAUGUAGCUACAAAGGUAAAUGAUAAGGGGGAAUCUCGUAUGUCCUGGGAAGGUGGACAAAGAGUCAAGGCAAUGGCGUAUGAUGUUCCUAUUCCUGGCUUUGGCACCAAGGGCUGCGGCAAUAUCCGCCUAUGGUCUUCCAAGUCAUUAAAUGCGUUUGAUUUUGCUUCCUUUAACGAAGGCGAUUACGACAAGUCUGUAGCAGAUCAAAAGAGCGCAGAGAACCUGACAUCUGUUCUUUACCCUAACGACAACCAUUUGGUAGGCAAAGAGCUUCGAUUGAAGCAAGAGUACUUCUUUGUAAGUGCCUCACUGCAAGACAUCAUUCACCGCUUCAAGCGCACGAAUUCAGCAUGGAAGGAUUUCCCUGGCAAAGUCGCUGUUCAGUUGAACGAUACGCAUCCUACCUUAGCUAUUCCUGAACUUCAGCGAAUCCUGGUCGAUAUCGAAGGACUAGACUGGGAUGCUGCCUGGGACAUUGUCACACGUGUGUUUGCCUUUACCAAUCAUACGGUGCUGCCUGAAGCUUUGGAGAGAUGGUCUGUGCCCAUGAUGGAACAUAUACUGCCCCGACAUAUGCAAAUCAUUUAUGACAUCAAUCUCUUCUUUUUGCAAAAGGUUGAAAAGAUGCACUAUGGUGAUCGUGAACUAUUAAACCGCGUAUCUAUCAUUGAGGAAUCAAACCCUCAACAGAUACGUAUGGCCUACCUUGCUGUUGCUGGUUCUCAUAAAGUAAACGGUGUCGCAGCUCUUCACUCAGACCUGGUCAAGUCACAACUGUUCCCUGAUUUCAUUCGUUAUUAUGGGCCUGAAAAGUUCAUUAAUAUCACCAACGGUAUAACCCCUCGUAGAUGGCUCUAUCAGGCUAACCCAGGCUUACGUGACUUGAUUACCGAGACGCUUGGCUCUGAAAAAUGGGUCACCCACUUGGAUGAGCUGAAGGGACUCAAGAAAUUUGCAAAUGAUGAAGAAUUUCAAAAGAAAUGGAUGCAAGUCAAGCAUGAUAACAAGGUUCGUUUGGCCCAAUGGAUUAAAUCCAACUUGGGUAUCAACGUAAAUCCCAAUGCUCUCUUUGAUAUUCAAGUAAAGCGUAUUCAUGAAUAUAAGCGACAAUUCAUGAACAUCUUGGGUGUCAUCUACCGCUACAAGAAUAUCAAAUUACUAUCGGAUGAGGAAAAAGAACAACUGACUCCUCGAGUGGUCAUUUUUGGUGGCAAAUCAGCUCCUGGCUAUUAUAUAGCCAAGAUGGUCAUUAAGCUGAUCAAUACGGUGGCUGAAGUGGUUAACAAUGAUUCAACUAUCAAUGACCUAUUGAAAGUUGUGUAUAUCCCAGACUAUAAUGUUUCCUUGGCCGAAAUCAUCACUCCUGCAUCCGAUAUCUCUCAGCAUAUUUCAACUGCUGGUACAGAGGCCUCUGGUACAUCCAACAUGAAGUUUGUCCUUAACGGCGGUCUUAUCCUUGGUACGGUUGAUGGCGCCAAUAUUGAAAUUCGUGACGAGAUUGGUGAAGACAACAUAUUCAUGUUUGGCACCUUGGCUGAUAAAGUUGCUGAUAUUCGUCAUCAUCAAAAGUAUCAUGGCGUCCUUAUCGAUCCUAACCUCCAGAUCGUUCUCCAAUCCAUUCAGUCUGGCGAAUUUGGUGGACCUGAAACAGCUUCUGUCUUUGGUCCUCUCAUCAAUACCUUAACCUAUGGCGGUGAUUAUUAUUUGAUUUCUGCUGAUUUCGAAAUGUAUCUUGAUGCUCAGGAUCAUGUUGAUGCUGUCUAUAAAGACAAGAAGAGCUGGGCAAAGAAAUCCAUUCUCUGUACUGCUGGUAUGGGCUUUUUCUCAGCUGAUCGUGCUGUAAAAGAAUAUGCUGACAAGAUUUGGAAUCUCAAGCCUGUUUCUAUAUAA